This is a messenger RNA of Aspergillus welwitschiae, 1959 nucleotides long. RefSeq names its product Zn(II)2Cys6 transcription factor domain-containing protein. Gene Ontology annotation, molecular function: zinc ion binding; DNA-binding transcription factor activity, RNA polymerase II-specific. NCBI's taxonomy places the organism in Eukaryota, Fungi, Ascomycota, Eurotiomycetes, Eurotiales, Aspergillaceae. Bases 1 to 1512 code for a protein of 503 amino acids. Gene Ontology annotation, biological process: regulation of DNA-templated transcription. The transcript has 2 exons. The record is from RefSeq and is a predicted model, not a curated record.
AUGAAUGACCAUCCCCACCCCCUUCCCAAAAGCGUCAAAGUCCGCUCCACCUGCAAUGCCUGCCAACAAGCCAAGAUCCGCUGCAGUCAUGAGAAGCCAGCCUGUCGACGGUGUCAGAAGCACAACAUCGACUGUGUCUACAGUAUAUCGCGACGCUUAGGGCGACCAGCGAAGAAGAAAGAUGCCGACGAUGAGAGCGAUUAUCGUCGAGAUCGUGAAUUUCUAGACGGGCCUAGUAAGCAAGACUCGCGAGCGCGGAAUUGUUCCAGGAACAGUCACGGCAAUAACAACAGCAGCAGCAACAGCAGAAAGAGAAGGAUGAAGCUGGAGGAUGAGCAAGAGACAGUGUUGGAUGAUACUCUCCUGCUCUUGGACAAGGCAGGUGGGAGUCAGAGUCUCUUGGAUCCUGUUGGUGCGAUAGAUCCGGUAUCUAGUUUACCGGGAGAUUGCUUCUUGGAUGGGGCUACUCCCACGGCUCUAUUCGCGGAUAGUGGCUUCGACUUAUUCUCCGAUAGCUGGGUGCAAGAGUUCAUUGCCAACCCGCCGGUCGAUCUCGCGCCGGAAGGUUUACUCCUGGAUUCAAUUGUGAGCAGUGUCAAGCCUGAAAGUACUGGCGGUCGUACUCCAGUAGACCCGAAGCAUAUUUCGAGAGGCUUUAUUCAGGAUACACCACUCAUCACACCCACGACCUUGGAUAAUAAGAUUGGCAUCAUGGAUGCUCCGUCGGAGGCAAAAUAUUUGAUAGAGGAUCCGCUGGCUUGGUCGUUGCCGUUCUCGGCCAUGGAUAAUUUCCCGACCAGACAGACAGCCACUGAGACAAAUGCAUUUGCUCAAGCUAAGAUGACAAAGAGGCCAUACCUGUAUGGCCUCCCUGCGGGUGAGAUGAUGCCCGUAUCAGCCGUGCUAGCACCACACGCAUAUCAAUUUCAGUGUCAUGAGUACACGAUCCAGGAAUCGUUCAGGCAGAUGUCGAUCGCGAUACGAAUGGGACCGUAUAUGUCGAUUGACCAUAUUCUUCAUUGUCAGCGUAUGCUGCUGAAUGUAUCCGACACAAUUCUCAAAUGUUGCGUCUGCUGCAUCACGAAAAAGGAUAUACUCAUGGUCGUCGUUGUUAAUAUCGACAGUCUAAUGACUAAUUUAGAGGCCAUAACGACCGGGGAGGCCGGGCAUACGCAGAGACUCCUGUACAACGGGUACCAUGAGCAUAUGCUGCCGGACUGCAAGCAAGAUGUUCCAGGAAAUAUGGCAAGACGGUAUCGGAGUGGUGGACUGCAUUUCAGGAGUCAAAUUGAUGCGUGUCCAUUGGUUGUCGGCAAGUUCUGCGUCCAGUCUGGUGACAAAUUCUUUUGUAUCCUGCAGAUCUUGUACAGCCAGUUAUCAGAUCUGUUGUCGACGGUCAAAAGAAUAAAUCUCUAUACGCAGGAGUCAUCGGCUCGCAUAUCAUUGACUAGAGAGACUGAGAGGAGAUUAGAGGAGGUCAUGCUGCAGAUGAAGAGGAUGACCAGGGUGUAGGCGAUAGGAAUGCCGUUAAUAGUUCAGCAACUCUGUAGUGAUUAGUUUGAUUCAAAUACUCAUGUUCUUCAAAAACCAUUCUGACCUAUAGCCCCCUUCUGAUGUCUCGUCUCUCCUAAAAUCAGAAUACAAUCAGUACUGGCUUCAAUUUAUUGCUAAAGCGAAGAUCUGCUUCUCGCGUUCAUUCAAACCACAUUGCUAUACGUCGACCAGCCUGCCGGUCACAACGAUAUCUGUGCAACCCACGGCGGGUCGAAUGACAACAUGUUCCACGACGAACAGGCUGUCCAGAUAUUCUGGACCAACAAAGCCAAAUCCUUCAAGGUUAAUCGGAAAUGUGAGGCUGCCAUGAAUCACACCCACCGAGGUUGUACUUGAAUGGAACGACACGUGAAGGCAAGUAUGAAGCUAGAUUGAGUCAUAUCCCAAGCCCUCCAUCACACAGCA